AUGGAUCUGAAAACCUCAUAUAAAGGUAUAUCGUUAAACCCUAUUUAUGCAGGAAGCAGUGCUGUUGCCACUGUUUCAGAAAAUGGUAAAAUACUAGCUACUCCGGUGCUUGACGAAAUCAACAUAAUCGAUUUAACCCCAGGCUCCAGAAAAAUUUUGCACAAGAUUUCUAAUGAAGACGAGCAAGAAAUUACUGCACUGAAAUUAACUCCUGAUGGUCAAUAUCUCACGUAUGUUUCACAAGCUCAGCUUUUAAAAAUCUUUCACCUUAAGACCGGGAAAGUUGUCAGAUCAAUGAAAAUCUCUUCUCCAUCGUACAUUCUCGACGCAGAUUCCACUUCAACGCUUCUCGCAGUCGGAGGGACAGAUGGUAGUAUAAUUGUUGUGGAUAUUGAAAAUGGUUACAUUACUCAUUCGUUCAAAGGUCAUGGUGGUACAAUUUCCAGUUUGAAGUUUUAUGGACAAUUGAAUAGUAAAAUAUGGUUAUUAGCAUCCGGUGACACCAAUGGUAUGGUAAAGGUUUGGGAUCUUGUUAAAAGGAAGUGCUUGCACACAUUACAAGAGCACACAUCUGCUGUGAGAGGGUUGGAUAUCAUUGAGGUACCAGAUAAUGAUGAGCCAAGCCUAAAUUUACUUUCCGGUGGUAGAGACGAUAUCAUCAAUCUCUGGGAUUUCAAUAUGAAAAAGAAAUGUAAAUUGUUGAAAACACUUCCAGUAAAUCAACAGGUAGAGUCAUGCGGAUUCCUAAAGGAUGGUGACGGUAAACGCAUAAUUUAUACAGCCGGCGGUGAUGCUAUCUUUCAGUUAAUUGACUCUGAAUCUGGUAGCGUGCUUAAAAGAACCAAUAAACCUAUAGAAGAGUUAUUCAUUAUUGGUGUACUUCCAAUAUUGAGCAAUUCACAGAUGUUUUUAGUAUUGUCUGACCAGACAUUACAACUAAUUAACGUUGAAGAAGACUUAAAGAAUGAUGAAGACACAAUACAGGUCACUUCGAGCAUUGCUGGUAAUCAUGGUAUUAUUGCUGACAUGAGGUAUGUUGGCCCAGAGCUGAAUAAAUUAGCUUUAGCUACCAAUUCUCCAUCGCUUAGGAUAAUACCCGUCCCCGAUUUAUCAGGCCCAGAAGCUUCGCUGCCUUUGGAUGUCGAAAUUUAUGAAGGUCAUGAAGAUUUGCUAAAUUCAUUGGAUGCUACUGAGGAUGGCCUGUGGAUCGCAACCGCCUCUAAAGAUAAUACGGCUAUUGUUUGGAGAUACAAUGAGAACAGCUGCAAGUUUGAUAUUUAUGCCAAGUAUAUUGGUCAUUCAGCUGCCGUAACUGCUGUUGGAUUGCCAAAUAUAGUUUCAAAGGGAUAUCCUGAAUUUUUAUUGACAGCAUCGAAUGAUUUAACAAUUAAGAAAUGGAUAAUUCCAAAGCCAACUGCUAGUAUGGAUGUUCAAAUCAUCAAGGUAUCCGAAUAUACUCGUCAUGCCCAUGAAAAGGAUAUCAAUGCUUUGUCAGUUUCUCCUAACGAUUCUAUUUUUGCAACAGCAUCAUACGACAAGACCUGUAAGAUCUGGAACCUAGAAAAUGGUGAAUUGGAAGCCACGUUGGCCAACCACAAGCGUGGACUAUGGGAUGUAUCAUUUUGCCAAUAUGAUAAAUUAUUGGCAACUUCUUCAGGUGAUAAAACAGUCAAGAUAUGGUCAUUGGAUACAUUCAGCGUUAUGAAAACAUUGGAAGGUCAUACCAAUGCGGUUCAAAGAUGUUCGUUUAUUAAUAAGCAAAAACAACUGAUCAGUUGUGGUGCUGAUGGCUUGAUCAAAAUAUGGGAUUGUUCUAGCGGUGAAUGUCUGAAGACUUUGGAUGGUCAUAAUAAUAGAUUAUGGGCUUUAAGUACUAUGAAUGAUGGUGAUAUGAUCGUAAGUGCUGAUGCAGAUGGUGUUUUUCAGUUUUGGAAAGAUUGUACGGAACAAGAAAUAGAAGAAGAACAAGAAAAAGCUAAAUUACAAGUCGAACAAGAACAAUCGCUUCAAAAUUAUAUGAGCAAAGGUGAUUGGACAAAUGCAUUUUUGUUAGCAAUGACUUUAGAUCACCCAAUGAGGUUGUUUAAUGUUUUGAAAAGAGCUUUGGGCGAAUCAAGGUCUAGACAAGAUACCGAAGAGGGCAAAAUUGAAGUCAUUUUCAAUGAAGAAUUGGACCAAGCCAUCUCUAUCCUAAAUGAUGAACAGUUAAUUUUGUUAAUGAAACGAUGCAGAGAUUGGAAUACAAAUGCAAAAACACAUACCAUAGCGCAAAGAACAAUAAGAUGUAUUUUGAUGCAUCAUAACAUAGCAAAAUUGAGUGAGAUACCCGGAAUGGUAAAGAUAGUUGAUGCAAUAAUUCCAUACACGCAAAGGCAUUUCACAAGGGUUGAUAACUUAGUUGAACAAAGUUACAUAUUAGACUACGCGCUAGUGGAAAUGGAUAAGCUAUUCUAG
Messenger RNA from Saccharomyces cerevisiae S288C, 2454 nucleotides. It is a transcript of the gene UTP13, whose product is annotated as U3 snoRNA-associated protein UTP13. The transcript has a single exon. The coding region runs from base 1 to 2454 and encodes 817 amino acids. Gene Ontology annotation, biological process: rRNA processing. The record is from RefSeq and is marked reviewed. Gene Ontology annotation, cellular component: small-subunit processome; nucleolus. Lineage: Eukaryota; Fungi; Ascomycota; Saccharomycetes; Saccharomycetales; Saccharomycetaceae.